Eucalyptus grandis is the source of this 2992-nucleotide messenger RNA. Its product is annotated as TPR repeat-containing protein ZIP4. The record is from RefSeq and is a predicted model, not a curated record. The coding region runs from base 19 to 2859 and encodes 946 amino acids. The transcript has 5 exons. Gene Ontology annotation, biological process: meiotic cell cycle; regulation of synaptonemal complex assembly. NCBI's taxonomy places the organism in Eukaryota, Viridiplantae, Streptophyta, Magnoliopsida, Myrtales, Myrtaceae. Gene Ontology annotation, molecular function: protein binding.
CCAGAAGAGAAACGGAGGAUGAGGAUCGCCGAGAUCUCGACGCCGGAGCUCCGGCGUGCCCAGCCGGACGCUCAGCCCGAUGAUCCCCUCACCUCUCAAAUCGAGUCUUUAGUCAAACAAUUCGAGACCAUCCCCGUCACCCACCCCCGUCCCGAGCUCAGUCCCCUCGCCGCCGACCUCCGGCGGUGCCUCUCUCAGCUCGCGGAGCGCGCUCCUUUCCCGAACUCCCUCAAGCUGCACCUAUGGAAGCUCAGCUACCGCCUCUGGAACUCCUGCGUCGACCGCUCCAACGCCUCCUCCAUCUGCUCCCCCUCCUCCUCCUCCUCCUCCUCCUCCUCCGAGGAUCAGGCCAAACUCCGUCACGUCGCCGCCGACAUGCUCUCCCUCGCCGGGAGCGCCGCCGGCGUCCCCUCCCCGGAGGUGAAGACCGCCUUCUUCUAUCACAAGACCGGCAUCAUCUGGCAUGAUCUCAAGAGGUUCGAUCUCGCUGCCGAUUGCUUCGAGAAAGCCACCGAAAUCAUCUCCAAAGUCGACGUAGGCACAGUUAAGGACGCAGGACAGAGAAAGCUGUUUUUAGAUCUUCAGAUCGCGAGGUCGCGCACCGCUUGGGAAGUUUCCGACCAGAUUUUGGCGGUGACGCUCUUGAAUCGUUCCAAGUGUCUGUUGUUUGGAUCGUCCGAUCACUACAUCGCGUUAGCAAAUCAGUACUUGGCGUUUGGCAAGAGCAUCUUAGAAACCAAUAAAGGCAACGAGGCCCGUUGUUUUAAAGAAGCUCUGAAGCUAAUGAACGAUUCGUUGGAUUUGUGCGAGAAGGCAUUCAGUACAGCUAGGAUGCGGCAAGAGACGGUGAAUCUCAAGGGGCUUAAGUCGAAAAUUCUGCGGUUCAUCGCGGCCGUACACCUGCAGAUGGAAGAGUACGAGAACGUGAUAAAGUGUGUUAGGAUUUUAAGAGAAAGCGAGGGUGGCGGGGACAACCAUCCGAGCUUGCCGGUUUUGGCCAUGAAGGCAUGGCUAGGAUUAGGCAGGCACGAUGAGGCAGAGAAGGAGUUGAGGGGCAUGGUUGUAAAUAAGGGGAUUCCGGAGGGGGUUUGGGUCUCGGCUGUGGAGGCGUAUUUCCAGUCAGCAGGGACAGCUGGGGCAGAGACUGCCAAGGGAGUGUUUCUGGGGCUCCUCGGGAGGUGCCAUGUCAGUGCGGCUGCUGCAGUCACGGUGGUUCAUCGGGUGAUAGGUGGUACUAGUGGCAGUGGCGGCGAUGUGGAUGGAUCGAGGGUGAGGGCUAAGGUGGUGGCAGAGCUGGUUUCAGAUGAUAGAGUAAUAGCGCUGUUUUCAGGGGAUGCCACUGCUAAAGAGAGGAACGCAAUGCAUGCUCUGCUGUGGAAUUGCGCUGCUGGUCAUUUCCAAUUAAAAGAUUAUGAAACGAGUGCAGAAAUGUUCGAGAAAUCUAUGCUUUUUCUUCCAUGUGACAUAGAAGGCAGAGCUGUUCGGGCCAAGGGCUUCAGGGUGUUAUGCCUAUGCCGUCUAGGUCUCUCUCAGUUGGACCGAGCUGAAGAAUACAUUAAUGAAGCUCACAAGCUGGAACCGAACAUAGCAAGUGCUUUCCUCAAGUUCAAAGUCUAUUUACAGAAGAAUGAUCACAGUGCUGCAAUAAACCAAAUUCAAGCGAUGACAAUCUGCCUUGACUUUGCUCCAGACUUCCUCUUGCUAUCAGCACAUGAAGCUGUGGCUUGUCAUGCGCUCCCUGUAGCUGUUGCCUCUUUAUCAAAUCUCUUGAACUUCUAUGCCUUGGGAAAAUCAACAGCAACAUCAGAGGUUGUAGUUCUACGUACCUUAAUCACAAUCCUCUCUCAAGACACGGGAAAUGAGCCUGAAGUAGUUAAAUUUAUAAAACAUGCUAAUGAUCGAGCAUCAGAAAUCGGGGUUGAUUGCUAUUUUGGAAAAGACGAGGUUGCACUACGGGAACUGAAAUGGUUUGCUGUAACUUCAUGGAAUUGUGGAACAAGUGCUGGGAAGAAGAAAAAUUUUGUGCUGUGUGCUGAAUUUCUGAGACUAGCAUCUAAUUUCUAUAGUCUCUUAGUUGACAUGCAAGGGGAAGAACACAGCCUCUUGCUGUGCAAAUCAUUGAUUUUUACAGUAUGUGCCAUGAUAGCUUCAGAGAACGAAAGAGAAGCCUCCCUCACUGAGAUUGAAGUGAAGCAAGCUUUGGAAUUACUCGAAAGAGCAGGAAAGAUACUGAAGUCGCUCUCAACAAGGAUGCAACUAAAUGAUGACAAAGACGCAGCCUUAGAGCCCGACUUGAACUUCAUAUACACCUUCAGCGCAUAUAAUAUACACGGCAGGAUCAAUGACUCGAGAUCCCAACAAAUCCUUGUGAAGAAUUUUGUCAGCUCGAGGGCAUGUACUCCAGGUUACCUCCUCCAAAUUGGUCUCGCUGCAGCACAGGGGCCAAGGCCCAACCCUGAGGUAGCCUUUUUGGCUCUGAGCCAGUGCCUCUCACAACUUGUAUCUUCCGUCUCACCAGACUACCAUAAUGUAUCUCUCAUUGUACGGAAGCUGAUAGCUUUAACCAGCAUUUACAAGGGCGAUACAGACGAUGACGCUGUGUAUGACGUGUACAAACAAGCUUAUCGAAUAAUGAUUGGCUUGAAAGAAGGAGAAUACCCAACUGAAGAGGGGAAAUGGCUUGUCACAACUGCCUGGAAUCGGGCAGCAAUUCCAAUUCGCGUUGGACAACUUGAUGUGGCAAAGAAAUGGAUGAAGGUAGGGAUUGAACUUGCAGGGCUGGUUCCUGGAAUGGAGACCUAUCGGGCAUGCAUGGAGGACUUCAUCCGAGGAUUCGACAAGAAAUUUGCACAGCAUUAAGACGUUGAAGACAGGACUCAGUGGGUGGGCUAUGUAUAUGUUCAUUGCAGAUGAGGGGUAUACGUAAACCAGAGCACUUCAAACAUUGUGGCUGCAAAUAGUAGCAGGAUCUUAAUUUCUCUAUUGUUGUCAC